Messenger RNA from Perognathus longimembris pacificus (Pacific pocket mouse), 2004 nucleotides. RefSeq names its product otopetrin 1 (gene Otop1). Gene Ontology annotation, molecular function: proton channel activity. Gene Ontology annotation, cellular component: membrane. NCBI's taxonomy places the organism in Eukaryota, Metazoa, Chordata, Mammalia, Rodentia, Heteromyidae. Bases 1 to 1704 code for a protein of 567 amino acids. The transcript has 6 exons. Gene Ontology annotation, biological process: inner ear morphogenesis; proton transmembrane transport. The record is from RefSeq and is a predicted model, not a curated record.
AUGCCCGCCGGCCAGGGCGCGCUCGCCUCGCCCGCGGGGGCCCCGGCCGCCCCGGGCUCCCCGGGCUCCCCGGGCCCCGCGCGCGCCGGCGUGCCGCAGAAGCUGGCCGAGGCGCUGAGCAGCCAGUACGGGCUGAACGUGUUCGUGGCGGGGCUGCUGUGCCUGCUGGCGCUGGCGGUGCACGCGGCGGGCGUCGGGCAGCGCCACCUGCUCUGCCUGCUCUCGGCGCUCAUGGCGCUGCAGCUGCUCUGGAUGCUGUGGUACGUGGGGCGCAGCUACGCGCACCGCCGCCUCAUCCGCCCCAAGGACACGCACGCCGGGGCGCGCUGGCUGCGCGGUACCAUCACGCUGUUUGCGGCUCUCAGCAUCAUCCUGGGCCUCUUCAAAAUCGGAUACUUCGUCGGGUUUUCAGAGUGUUUGUCUGCCACCGAGGGAGUCUUCCCUGUGACACACGCAGUCCACACUCUGUUACAGGUAUAUUUUCUUUGGGGACAUGCAAAGGACAUUAUCCAGUCUUUCAAAACUCUGGAAAGGUUCGGGGUGAUCCACUCCGUGUUCACCAACCUGCUUCUGUGGGCCAACAGCGUGCUGAACGAGUCCAAGCACCAGCUGAACGAGCACAAGGCGCGGCUCAUCACGCUGGGCUUCGGCAACAUCACCAUAGUUCUGGACGACCACAGCCCCCCGUGUAACUGCACGCCCCCCGGGCUCUGCUCCGCCAUCGGCCACGGCAUCUACUACCUGUACCCCUUCAACAUCGAGUACCAGAUCCUGGCCUCCACCAUGCUCUACGUCCUGUGGAAGAACAUCGGCCGCAGGGUGGACGGCGCCCAGCACCGCAGGGCGCGCUUCAAGUUCGACGGCGUGCUGCUGGGCUCGGCGCUGGGCCUGGCCGCGCUGGCCGCCACCAUCGGCGUGGUGGCCGUCUACCUGGUCCGCAUCGGGCGCUCCAAGAGCAAGAGCGAGGCGGCGCUCACCAUGUUCUACCUGUACGCCAGCGCCCUGCUGCUGCUCAUGGCGGCUGCCGGCCUGGUGGGCGUCCGGCUCUACCGGCUGGACGAGAAGUCGCUGGACGAGUCCAAGAGCCCGGCGCGCAAGCUGGACACGGACCUGCUGGUGGGCACCGCCUCGGGCUCCUGGCUCAUCUCCUGGGGCUCCAUCUUGGCCUUCGCCUGCGCCGACACCUGCCCGCCCUACGCCUGGUUCAACCUGCCCUACGCCGCGCUGGUGAUCGUGGAGAAGUACAUCCAGAACCUCUUCAUCAUCGAGUCCGCGCACCGCGCGCCCGCGCCCCGCGCCCGGGACGUCCGCGCGCUGCGCGUGGUCACCGUGUGCGGCGGCCAGGCCUCGGGGCCGGCCGGGGACACGCCGCCCGCCGCUGCCGCCAACGGGGGGCCCCGCGGCAAAGAGGAGCGGGAGCGGGGCCCCGAGGACGCCCCGGGCCCCGCCUGCCCCCCGGGGCGCCCGCGGGGAGACGUGGCCAGAAGCGCCCUCAGGAACAUCGCAGCUUUCCUGUUCUUUGGCAACAUUUCGCUGUGGAUUCCCCCCGCCUUUGGCUGUCGCCCGGAGUACGACAACGGCCUGGAGGAGAUUGUCUUUGGCUUUGAGCCCUGGAUCAUUGUGGUCAACCUGGCCAUGCCUUUCUCUAUCUUCUACCGGAUGCACGCAGCUGCCUCCCUCUUUGAGGUCUAUUGUAAGAUGUAGGCCGGCUGCACACACACGGAGAAGGCGCCAGGGCCACCGGGGAGGGCCGGGCUGGGCAAAUAUUGUCUGGCAGAUGCAGGCUGGCCAGCCAUUGUCUGCCCCAUUGUCCGCUUGGAGGGCUGGGAUCGCCCAGCCCCUCCGGGAAGGGCGAGCUUCCAAAUGACCGGGGCGGGAAUCUCUCCUUUGUUCGGUUCAGUCAAACCCAAAUCACUUUCUCUCCUGCAAACUGAGAUCCUUCGUUUUCCAACACUGUGAUCUUAGGUUGGGGAAAAGAUUUUCAGACCCCCCGUCCCCAUUUUU